Schistosoma mattheei is the source of this 1842-nucleotide messenger RNA. The record is from the annotation of a GenBank genome assembly. NCBI's taxonomy places the organism in Eukaryota, Metazoa, Platyhelminthes, Trematoda, Strigeidida, Schistosomatidae.
AUGAUCAAUGUUCUUCAAUCUUAUCUCAUAGUUCUGAGCCUUGAUGUUCAAACAACAACAAAAACAGAAUAUCACACGAUUAGUGGUAUGUUACCACUGGAGACAACCUCCAAAUCAGAUGAACGUCAAACUCUCAUAAAACGUACGAAUAACAUUUUUGUCAAAAGUGUUAACUUCCAAGGCGUCAUAGUUCCACCAAAUACUAUCAAUGUCACAUUUUCCAGAGUAUACAUCCAAGAUAAUCCAAAUUAUUGUCUAUUCGAUACAUGGUUUAUUGAUUCGGUAAUUGUCCUUCCACCUGGAAAUAAUAGUUUGAUCAUGAAAUUUUCUGGUCCGUCUCUAAAUAAUGUCUAUUACGGAUAUAUACAAUAUUUGUUUGCUUACUACAACGGUUCAAAUAUAGCAAAUAAUUAUACUGUGAAGUUUAGUAAUCUCACAUACUUGAACAAUAAUUCCUCGUCUUCGGAGUUCACAAUGACAAGUCAGAUAAGUGUUUCAUCCACUCCUGCCAAUGAUUCAAAUGACUUCAGUAUUAGGAUGCGAUUCCAAGUUGGUCUUUUCCCUCAAAUGUCGAUUCCAUCAAUAGGUACCAAUUUAACAGUCAGAAUGGAGGCAUUGUUGACUCCAAAGAUUAUCGUAGAUAUUCCCAUGAGAGUUUCCUCGAACUGUCCGAUUCAAUAUGAUUCAGUUAACUUUACCAAGUGCCCACCGCAAGUAGAAAUUGGUGGGGUUUAUGAAUAUUCUGUGGACUACUUUAUAAGCAGACCCAUUGGCGAUUAUGUGUUCACAUUCACGACUGAUGUGUUGAGUGCUUCGAUUGGACAUAUAUCUUUGACGCUACCUACAACAUUCUCUACAUACCCAGAAGGUUACAAAAUAGAUACGCAACAAUUCGUUGGUGAUAACUUCUUACUGACUACCAUUGGCUACGUUAGUGUUUCAAAUCUACAAAAUCCAGGUGUUUAUGACACUACUUUGCCAAUGAUGAAUCGAUCAGUUCGUCUAACAGUUUUUAUCCAGAUAUAUAAACCGAAUUUGGUAUCCGUCAUGUUUGAAGCGAAAAUCUCACCAUUAGGUAAGAAUUCUACAGUGAAUUUUUGUGAGAGCCAACCCAUAGCAUUUACAGGUUCUAAUUUGGCUUGGAAAAGUAACUUGACAUUAAAGGAUACGUCAGUCGUGAAUCAAGCUGAAAAGUUGCAAUUCUUUAAUUUUGAACUGAGUGUUCCACCUUAUACAACAGCGACUUAUACUAUCCUGAUAACUAAUACUGGUAAACUAAUGACGGAACCAUGUUCUGUGGAUUACUUGUUAACAGAAAAUAAUUCAACUAAGAACAUCAGGCUAAUAACAGAAUACACUGUAUUUCAAGGGCGAAGAACAACAGGCACAACGACAAUUGGUAUAUUCAGAAACAAUAGCCCAUGGAAUAUUAAUCAUAAUUUUCGAAUCGGGUUAAGAUUAUUAUACAAUGCCAGCUAUACCUUGGGUGAUACAAUGCAAGUGCGGCUUCAGAUGUUUAGUCUUGUACUAACUCUAUCUUCUUUUGUAGUAACGCUUCCAAUAACGUCUAUGGAGCAACCCAUAACCACUACUCCUGUCUCUAAAACUCCUGUAGUUACUAUUGAAAAAGUCGAACCACGGAAUUCACAACUAACAGUGAACUUUAGUACAUUUGUAGAAGUUCGAGUGAAAUUCGUUGAAGACUUUGUCUACAUGCCGAUAACUUUUCAACUACAAGUAAAUUCAAAUGAAGCAAUUAUAAUCAGACAGAGUAUUCAAACAAUUGGAUAUCUAUUAAAAGCUGUAGUACUUGUGGGCUAUGAUUUUUCUGUUAAACCGUAA